AUGAAGCUCGGUCGACUCACUGCGUCACUCGCAUUGGGCGUCGUGAGCCUGGCAGCUUCGGGUUCUCAGCUGACAACUCAAGCCGCGACGUGCACUGCAUCAGCGCUCUCGAUCCUGCCGUCAACCUACAACCUCGACGUCUGUGUGAGCAACAACCUCUACUCGGUUCUGCUGUCACUCGCAGCCUCGUCCAGCACCUGCACGCUCACGGAUCUGCUCGCCUUGGAGUCGAACACCCAGAUCCUGAACCUCGUCUCGCUCGUUGAGAGCAUCGUGGCGUCCCCUAGCAGCAUGUCGAGCCUCGUGUACUCGUACAUGGCGGACACCUCCUCGUCCGACAUGGACGACUUCUGCUCGACACUCAACACAGUCAUCUCGCCAUGUCUCCUGAGUCUGCUGCCGACGCUGCUGCCGGUCCUCCAGAAAGACUUGACGUGCUGCUCCGAAGUGAGCGACUUGAUCGACCUGGUCGACUUCUUCGUGCCGCCGAACGUGACCACCAACUCGUUCAUCCUCAACGAACUCGCCAACGGCGUCAACCAGUUCUUCUGCUCCAGUAUCGGCGACACCACGUGCGGCUACAACAUGUUCUCUCAGAUGACGUCGACGUACACUUCCUCCCAAUUCACACUGCUUGAGUCCGUGGUGAUGCCGUUCGUGACCAUCUCGUCAGGUGAAGAGUGCGCCGCCAUGAAGGGGGAGUCCUACACGGAUUCAGCCUCGCUGACGUCCGCUACAACCAUCGACUACUCGUGCUGCAUCGACCACAUGCGUCCACUGAUCGAGUCGAUCCAAAGCGGCUUCGAGUACUUCUUCGACGACACCACAGUCGACAUUCUCAACGGCAUGAUCGACUUCUCCGCUAGUGGGGGCAAGUUCGUCGACGCGCAGACUGCAACGCGUACACCCGGCACCAACAACCCUGGCAAGAACGACAUUGAAGACAUCACGUGUACCAUGGUGGACAAGUGCAAUUCAGCAGGGACAGUCUGCAGCAGCGUCUGCGAGAAGGGGACGGCGUCCGUCUCGUCGUGGCUCAACCAGACCCUCGCGUACCAGCGCAACCUGGCCUUCAGUGGCAAGUUGUGCUACGCGCAGCUCCCCUCGACGCACAACAGCGCCAUUACGUUAGCCGACGGCUACGGCAACCGCGACCAGUUCUUCAACGCCAACCUGAACGCGGACAAGUCGUACUCGUACCUCAAGACCAACAACCAGGUGCUGAGCUUGACAGACCAACUGGGCAUCGGCAUGCGUUGGAUCGAGAUCGACACGCACUACUUCGUGGACGACUUCCACACGGGCCACUGCGGGAACCUCGGGUCGAGCUCCGUCACGACAUUCUUCGACGCGUUCGACUCGCAGUUGUCAAAGUACGGCACGAUCCUCUGGGGCCCCGAGCUUCUGGGCUGCUUCCCCUCCGUGUCGGGUAUCAAGACAACCGACGAGGUUACCACUCGCAGUUCGAUGCAGGAAGUGAAGGACUGGUUGGACGAGAACCCGACGGAGUUCGUGGUGGUCUACAUGGACACGGGCUCGGACAUUUCGCGGCUGGACAAGUACGACGAACUGAAUACGCUGCUCACUGACGUCUUCGGCGACUUGAUCGUCCCUCAGUCUGUUCUCAAGUCGCUGGCGUCGGAUUCCUGGACUGGAGGCAGCGUCAACGAGUUCCUGGAGGCUGGAUAUCGAGUUCUUCUCCUUGCGAAUGAUGACACUGCAUACAGCUUGUACGACUUCUGCGGCGGCCAUGAGGUUCUGUCGACCGACUACAUUGACACUUUGCCGGGCAGAUCGCGUGAGAUCGACGGGCUGGAGAUUUACGGAAACGAUUACUUCCUGCGCUCGUACCAGGCGGAACUGCGCUACAUCUCGCUGUCAGAUGAAGGCGUUCUGACGGAAGACUUCGAGACGUUCUUGAACUCGAGCAAUAUUGGCAACUUCGUGCGCUGGAACAUGAACCUCGUGGCCACGGACAUGGUUGACGGCGCGAAGAUGAGUGCGCAGGCGUGGUCGUGGGCGGAGAACGAGCCGAGCACCACAGCUUCUGGAGCCUACGUGCUUAUAAACACCAGUGGUCGGUGGGUGGCAAGCACCUCAGCCACAAAGACGUACAAGGCAUGCUGGAGCAGCUCCAGCUUGGCGUGGUCGGUUAUCGCGUACGCGGAUUCCUGUGCAAGCGGAUACACUUACUCUGCGCCGGCCGAUCCAUACCAGAACUACCUGCUCAUGACGGCCAUCUCGACCAAGGGCAUCACCACCACUUCUGUCGUGAUCAAUGAAACCAUCUCAUAA
Molecule: messenger RNA, 2295 nt
Organism: Phytophthora sojae
Lineage: Eukaryota; Oomycota; Peronosporomycetes; Peronosporales; Peronosporaceae
Exons: 2
Coding region: 1-2295 (764 amino acids)
Biological process (GO): lipid metabolic process
Molecular function (GO): phosphoric diester hydrolase activity
Source: RefSeq, a predicted model, not a curated record